This is a messenger RNA of Onthophagus taurus, 2911 nucleotides long. Its product is annotated as aminopeptidase N-like. Lineage: Eukaryota; Metazoa; Arthropoda; Insecta; Coleoptera; Scarabaeidae. Gene Ontology annotation, molecular function: zinc ion binding; metalloaminopeptidase activity; peptide binding. The record is from RefSeq and is a predicted model, not a curated record. Gene Ontology annotation, biological process: peptide catabolic process; proteolysis. Gene Ontology annotation, cellular component: membrane; cytoplasm.
UGUUCGAUUAUUUGUACAACGAAAUGGAUUUCUUUAUUAAAGUGGUAUUUAUUUUAUUAACCACAACUUUUUCUGCAAUACAAUCUCAAAAAUUACCCGAAACGGUGAAACCUGAAAAUUAUUAUUUAACCAUCGAUACCGAUUUGGUUAGCUUAAGAUUUUCUGGAACUGUUAAAAUCGAUGUUAAAGCUUCUUCUGUAACUAACAUAAUUUAUUUGCAUUCUAAAGAUUUAACAAUUCAAAAUGUGACUUUAUCGAAUCAAAAUACCCCCUUAGGAAUUAGGCAUUCUUUUAAUACAACAUCCGAUUUAUUAAUUAUUAAUUCGGAUACUCAAUUAAUGCCUACUUUUUCUUACCAAAUAGAAAUUAAAUUUCAAGGUAAUCUAGGUAAGGAAAAUGUUGGAUAUUAUCGCGCUUAUUAUUUAGAUGAGAAUAAAGUUAAUAAAACGAUGGCUGUAACUCAUUUAGAAGCUACAAACGCAAGGAGAGCUUUUCCAUGCUUCGACCAACCCAAUUUUAAAGCAAAAUUCCAAAUUAACCUAAUCAGGCAAAAAUCACAAGUUACCUCAUCUAAUAUGGAUUUAGAAAAAACAGAAACAAUAACAAACUCUAACAACGUAAUGGACGUUUACAAAACAACAUUAACAAUGUCGACUUAUCUCAUUGCUUUUAUGGUUUCUGAAUACUCAAGUCUCAGUAUGGAAGUUAACGGGAAAGUGUUUCGAACUUUUGGACGUCCGGAGCUUUUAAUGCGCGGAGAUGGUCUAUACUCCUUAAAAAUCGGUCCCGCGGCGAUCGAACAAAUGGAAUAUGCAACUGGAAUUUCAUAUCCGUUAGCGAAAAUGGAUCAAGUUCCUGUUCCGAAUGAUUAUUACAAAAUCGGGGCAAUGGAAAAUUGGGGGAUGGUUACUUAUCGAGAACGAAUGUUGAUGUAUAACAGCGAUUUCUCAACGGCUCAAGAAAAACAAAAAGUCGCCACUAUUAUUGCCCACGAAUUCGCACAUCAAUGGUUUGGGGAUUUGGUUACGCCGGAAUGGUGGAGUUAUAUUUGGUUAAAUGAGGGAUUUGCGACGUUUUUCGAACACUUUGCUACUGAUUUGAUUGAAACCUCUUGGGAUUUGGACCUACAAUUCAUCACCGAAAUAUUUCAACCCGCUUUAGACGCCGAUUCUCUCGAAAACAGCAGACCAAUGACGAGAGAAGUCGAAACCACCGAUGAAAUCGCAGGAAUUUACGACACGAUUGUUUACGAAAAAGCCGCUUCCGUUCUUAGAAUGACGGAACGCCUUUUAGGGUCAGCAUUUUUCUUGAUCAACCUCCGCAGUUAUCUUAACUUGAACAUGUUCGGCAACGUAAAUCCAACGAAACUUUAUGAAAGCCUACAAAGACCUACAGAUAAUAUUAAUAUAAGCGAAUUUUUAAAAAGUUGGGAGACGCAAGCUGGGUAUCCGGUUGUAACGGUUACAAGAAAAUAUGGUGUUGGUAAUGUUGUGUCAAUUACUUUAGAACAAGAACGAUUUCUUAUUAACAAAGAAAACUCAAGUUCAACUGCACAAAGUUUAUGGCAAAUUCCACUCGAUUAUUUCACCCAAUCGAGUAUAGGGAGUUCUCCUUAUAUUUGGUUAAACUCAAGAUCGGCAUCAAUAACGCUUAAUUUAAGCGAAUUCAACGAUAAUACUUGGAUUGUUUUUAAUGAUUAUCGUAAAGGGUUUUAUCGAGUGAAUUACGACGAAAGAAAUUGGAGGAUGCUUAUAACGGAUAACAAUAUGUACAAUUUUAACCUCAGAGUCGAAAAUCGAGCCCAAUUAAUCGACGACUCAUUUAAUUUAGCACGAGGAGGUUACUUAAACUACACAAUUCCUUUAGAAUUAGGAGAAAAAAUAAAAAAAGAAACUCACUAUGUUCCAAUUUCAACUUUCAACACAGUUUUGAGUUAUUUAGAUCGCUUAUCAACGGGGCAUUCGCAUCAUAAAAACAUAAAAAGUUACGCUAUUAAUUGUUUAGAACCAAUUUAUAACAAAUAUGGUUUUGUUAUUAAUCGAAACGAUGAACAUUUAAGUAAAUUGAUUAAGAAUAAUGUUAAUGAGGCGUUGUGCAAAUAUGGAUUUGAGAAAUGUUUGAAUGAAAGUAAAGUUUAUUUCGAUAAAUGGAUUGAUGGGGGUGAAAUGAUUCAACCGGAUAUGCAAUCUUACGUUUAUUGUUAUGGGUUGAAAAAGAAUCCGGAAAAAAUUGAAACGGUUUUUGAAAAAUACGCAAAUUCGAGUGAAUAUAAUGAAAAAAUUAGGAUAGCGAAUGGAUUGGGUUGCGUUGGGACUAAUUCAAGUUUCAAUACGUUGCUAAACAACUUGAUUAAUCAAAACGUUUUGUCGCAAAACGAUAAAUUAACCGCUAUUAAUUCGAUUUUGAAUAAUAAUGGAGACGAUGGUGUUAAAUUCUUUUUGGAAUACUUAGACCAAAAUUUCACCCAAAUCAACACAAAAAUUGGAAGUGUUUCAACAAUUAUUUCUAAUCUCGCAGCUAGAAUGACUACACAACAACACAUUGAUUUGUUUAAUUCAUUUGAAUCCCACAAUUCCGCUUCGUUUACACCGUCUUUAAAACAAGUUGUUGCUAAUGCAAAGGAAACUGGGAAAAAGAAUUUAAAUUGGAUGAACGAAAAUAAAAAGGAUAUUACGUUGUAUGUGGGAUCAUCUUCGAUGAUUUAUAUCUCAUUUUAUCUUUUAAUAACGUCCCUUAUGAUUCAAAUCUUUUAGAUAAAAAAUUAAUUUUGUGUAGUUAAAAAUUAAAUUAUAUAUUUUAAAAAAUCGCCUAUGGUGGAGUUCUGUUUGUAGAGAAAUGAUUUUUAUUUUAAAUUGAAGCUAAAACUAUCUUCUUUAAAAGGAUGUAUACCACUUUACCACUUUAUUUUAAU